UGCCGCGCGUCUUCGUCUAACCGGACAGUAGUUGUCUAAAUCUGUUUUAUCUCUGGGCGUCGAAAUUAAUUGGAACAAUACGUGAACGAAUCGAGUGAAGGAUCAGAAUCGAAUUGCUGGGAAAAAUAUGAAAUACAUCGGGGCACUCGAUGUGGGCACUACUACCGUGCGUUUUCAUAUAAUCGACGAAGAAGCGAACACAAUUGCUUCCUCAGCAGAGAAGGUUCAACUUUUAUAUCCAAAGCCAGGCUUCGUAGAAAUAGAUCCAGACAAGCUAUGGACGAUCAUCGUGGACGUAAUAAAGAACACUUUAAAAGAAGCCAAUAUAGACCUGGAAUCGAUCGUUGGUAUCGGUAUUUCCACGCAACGAGGUAGCUUUACGACAUGGAACUCGAAAGAUGGAAAACAUUAUCACAACUUUAUUACAUGGAAAGAUCUACGUGCUGACAGCAUAGUGAAGCAAUGGAACUCGUCGUUGACGUUGAAAGGAUUGCGAUUAGGAUCGUAUAUUUUGCAUAAGAUUCUCGGCGAAGAACGAUUCUUGUUGAUGAGUGUUUUUAAAUUCCUGAAUACGCAGAUAACUCUAAGGUUAUUGUGGGCUCUGCAAAACGUGCCAGGUUUGCAGGAGGCGGCGAACGACGGAAACGCCUUAUUCGGAAGCAUUGAUUGUUGGCUUUUGUAUAAACUUACGGGAAAACACGUGACAGACAUUUCGAACGCAGCAGCAACUGGACUUUUUGACCCAUUUCUUAUAUCUUGGUCUGACCUACUAAUGAAUCUUUUGGGAAUUCCACGUAAUAUGUUUCCGGAAGUAGUUGAUACCAGUAGGAAUUUUGGCGUUAUCCCAAAGGACAUAUUUGGUGUUGAAAUUCCUAUAUUUUGCUCAAUGGCAGAUCAAUCGGCCUCGCUGUUUGGUUCCGGAUGCAUGCAGCCUGGAGAUUUGAAAAUUACUCUGGGAACUGGGACCUUUAUGAAUGUGAAUUCAGGAAGAAAAUUACAUGCUUCGAGCGCAGGUUUGUAUCCUGUAAUCGGAUGGCAAAUAGGCGAUGAAUUAGUAUACAUGAUAGAAGGUGCAUGGAACGACACUGGAACUAUCGUCGAAUGGGCCAAAAAUAUAGGUAUAAUCGACGAUCUUGCUGAAACAGCGAACAUCGCAAACUCAGUAAACGACUCUGAUGGAGUAUAUUUUAUUCCCGCAUUUAGCGGAUUACACAUUCCAAUAAGUGAUUACAAAGCAGCGGCAGGUUUCAUAGGCAUAAAACCUACUACAAAUAAAAGUCACAUUAUUCGAUCGUUGUUAGAAAGUAUCGUUUUCGGAAUAAUGCAACUUUUCUACGUACUAAGCAAAGAAACUAACUUCACUCGUCAGAAAAUACGGAUCGAUGGUGGAGUGUCAGCAAAUGAUUUUGUGUUGCAAUUAUUAGCCGACCUAACAGGUCUUGACGUAGAACGAGCGACAACCACAGAGAUGUCUAUUUUAGGAGUGGCAUUUCUCGCUGGCUUACAAUGCGGUGUAUGGAAGAACAGAGAGGAUAUACAGAAACUUCGAAAGACAGCAAGGAUAUUCCAUCCAAAUAAAAAGAACAUGAUUCAUUAUCAACCGAUAAUUGCUCAAUGGAAAGAAGCUCUCGAAAGAUUCGGUCAAUGGUAUUCUCAAGAUUCGUAAUUGAUAUUAAAUACAUAAGAAACGAAAAAGAAAACG
This is a messenger RNA of Bombus pascuorum, 1702 nucleotides long. RefSeq names its product putative glycerol kinase 5. The record is from RefSeq and is a predicted model, not a curated record. Gene Ontology annotation, cellular component: mitochondrion. NCBI's taxonomy places the organism in Eukaryota, Metazoa, Arthropoda, Insecta, Hymenoptera, Apidae. The coding region runs from base 128 to 1666 and encodes 512 amino acids. The transcript is spliced from 12 exons. Gene Ontology annotation, molecular function: glycerol kinase activity. Gene Ontology annotation, biological process: glycerol-3-phosphate biosynthetic process; triglyceride metabolic process; glycerol metabolic process.